CUGGCAGGAGGACGCCGCUAGAUUCUGCUGUUGUUGUUGCCGUCGGCAUGCUUCUAGAGUACGAACUGGACCUCCAGUAAUGUCAUUCCGCUGCACGGGAUGGAUGCUGUGUGCUAGAAGUUCAGUCUUGAUCUUGGCGCGUCGCGAUUCGGACGUUUCACUCGCUGGGUGUUUGGAUGCCGCAAACCUGUGAUAGUAUUGUGACGAAUGAGGGCCUGAUUGAGUGAUUGGAUAAUUCUUCUCUCGAGACGAAUAGCUUAAGGAGGUUGUUUCGGAGCAUUAUAAAAAAGUAGAAAAGUUUCAGAUUGAUUGAAACCAGGAAGCGAAUUUUAAUCUGUGUCUAUUGAGGGGCGCACUGUACAUGUGAUUAAAAUUUUAGCAGAAUACUAUAAAUGUAACUACGAGUAACUAGUAUAUUACCUGCUGUGCAUUGUGUUUGUGAUAAAUAGGUAUGUCAAAAAUAGUGGUAGUACAACAUGGGGAGAAAUAUUCUAGUGCUUUUGGUAAAGGUUACUAAAUAGAUUAACUAGUAAAUAUAUAUAUUGCUCAUAAAUUUAGUUAAAAUUUAAAAAAAAGGUGUUACAAACAAUAAAGCCAAAUGAAGGAGCGUGUUUCAAAUAGGCUUUGACAUCCUGGAGGCUUCGAUAGAAUUUGGCACGAUUGCAGAAAAAAAGUGUGAUACAGUGUGAGUGAAUCGAUCGCUUAUCCGGAUUUACUGUCUAUAUCAUUGUGGAAUGUUGAAUGGCAUCAUAGUUACUGUAAGCUAUUUUAAAUCAAAAAGGGACACAGUGUUCACCGAAUAAAUCCGCUAUAAUCCUGUUAAACGGCAGUUGCUCCAAAUGAGAGUGAUUAUACAGUGACGGGAAACCCAUGUUGUCUGCCUGAUAUUGUCUGUACCAGCCGAUUGGAUAGCGAAAAUUGUGUAUACUGAGUAAUUGAAUGUUUGCAAACGCACUGAUUUUAUGAUUAUUGUGUAUCAAAACAGUGAAUAAUUGGGUGUAUUGGUCAGAUAACUAAAAAAGUCAGUGCGAAUCCAUACUGUGAUUAUGUGAAUCAAUGUCAGAUUGUAAAUAAAUACUCGGUUGCGAGAAAGCAGAAAACUAUGUUACAGUGAAUUAAUGUUAGAAGAACAGUUAAGUAAAAAUCAAAUGUAUCAAACUUCAAAAUACCAAGUGUCUCCAUCGGUACCGGUGUCAUCGUGGUAAGCAGUAAGCUAAAUGAGAAAACUUUUUUCUUUGUUAAACCCUAUUCAAUAAUCUGCCAACCUGAGUGACAGGGUACUUCAAGCGAACCUUCCUGCACAAAAUGCAGAAGUCAGUUAGGACGCACCCUCCAAAGAAAACAAUAAAUGCCAAAGGUCACAGAUUGCAGCUGCAGCAUCAACAAUGAGUGGCGCGGCAAAAGCACGCAGCUGUACUGUCACCCACAACGAUAGCUUUUUCCGUGAAGUUGAACAAACGGUGGGUGGCGGCAAACGCAAGAAAGGAGAAGUACACAUCCAGUGGUGUGAAAUCUGUCCGAAGAAUAUGUCUCGGCACUGGCUCAGUAACUGAAUUGACCCCGCUAGUAGGUAUAACAGGCGUAAUUGGCGCGAGAAAAGCUGUCAGAACCAGUGGAAGCGUUGAAAUAAAGCGUGAAAGGGCCGCUUGGAUGCACCUCGGAGAAUACAGCCAAUCGCUGGGGUAGAAGUGCAACUCUCAUUCCAUCACAACCAGUGAGUCGCUGUUGCAGCUGCAUCAUCCGAAAAUGAAUUCUCAAACAACCCGAGUUGUCACUUUGUUCGUAUUGUUUACUGCGCUGGGCUUGGGCGAAGUCCAGACAGUCAGAACGAGCAGGGCAAACACCGCUGAACCACCGGCCAUCGUUGGAUUUUACACUGACACUGGUUUGAUGAAUCGGACGAUGAUUUAUCCUAAAAUAACAAACUUGCAAAGUCCAUCAUCUGUUGCUGUACACGCUGCGGCGAUGGCAAAACUGCUCCCAGUGUCAUCUCCCAGUGGGACAAUAGGAAACAUAUCAGCUGUCACGUGGAGCCAGCAAAGCCAUAGACUGGCAAAGCGUGAAGUGGCUUACAUGUCACCAUCGACGUUGGAAUUGACCGCGGGCGACUCCAACGUGGGUACGCUGAAUUUUAAUGCUGCAAUUUGUCGCAACGGAAGCAGUUCACAAGCAUUGGACGAAAGUUGCACCCUGGACAAUGGCAGCGUGAGCGCGAAGCCCGCUGGGGAGAAUCAAACCUCCGCACCGUACUACACAAUUAUCAAUCUGGACAAUCACAACGAUGUCCUUUGCGACGAGGAAUACGAGCCCGAAGAGGCGUACAACGAGAACUGUUUCAUCGAUCACAACGUGACCUGCGUUGGGGACCCACUGUACUGCAAUCUGACGUACGAAGAGUACCGGCAACUGCUGCUGGACUACAUUUACCCAUCCACAGCCGAGUGGAUUCUAAUCGCAUCGCAUACGGUUGUUUUCAUAAUGGGACUGGUUGGAAACGCGCUAGUCUGCGUGGCUGUCUAUACGAACCACACGAUGCGAACGGUGACCAACAUCUUCAUCGUCAACCUUGCGGUGGCGGAUUUCUUCGUUAUCCUGUUCUGUCUACCACCUACCGUCGUCUGGGAUGUGACCGAGACAUGGUUCAUGGGCAAAGCCAUGUGCAAGGUCGUAAUCUAUUUUCAGACGGUUUCGGUGACAGUAUCGGUCCUUACGCUGACAUUUAUCUCCAUCGAUCGGUGGUACGCGAUUUGCUUCCCUCUACGCUACAAGCCACGGCCAGAGCGUGCCUGGCGUUUCAUUGCCGUUAUCUGGCUGAUUGGCAUCCUGUCGGACCUUCCGGAGUUUUUGGUGCUGACAACGAGACGGAAAAAGUUGCGCUUCGACAUCAAACUGUUUACCCAAUGCGUAGCCACGUGGGACAAGGAAAUGGAGAAAACGUUCUACAUAGUGAAAUUUGUAUUUUUGUACUCAUUACCACUUUUGUUCAUGACGAUAGCAUAUUUCCAAAUCGUUCGAGUCCUGUGGAGAUCCGAUACCAUUCCAGGACAUCGUGAAUCCCGCAAUCAACCCUGUGGAAUUCACAGCACACGUUCGACGCUGAACUGCGUUGGCAACACCAGCACUAUGGGACAGCUGCGGGCCCGACGGAAAGCCGCCAAAAUGCUGGUGGCCGUGGUCAUCAUGUUUGCCGGAUGCUACUUUCCGGUGCAUAUGCUGAAUGUGGCUAGGUACACAUUCGACAUCAACCAGAGUGACAUCGUCGCAGUCCUCUCGCUGUUCUCGCACUGGCUCUGCUAUGCCAACAGUGCUGUCAAUCCUGUGAUUUAUAAUUUCAUGAGUGGUAAAUUUCGACGAGAGUUCAAAAAUGCACUGGAAAAGUGCCACUGCCUGCGAAAUCCCCGGGGUCUCGGCGGGCGGGUAGGUGGCUACGACGACCGGACGAUGUACCACACGGCAACUCGGAUGAACAUCAGCCCCAGCACCAGAAGCAACUACCAGCUGACCAGUGUAAGAAACAUUAGCAUUAAGCACACCCAGCAAACAUCAUUCAACAACGGAAGCCGGCAUCUGAACCACGCUCGGAACAGCAUAAAUCACGCGGGCAGUUUGACGGCGCCGCAAAUCUCACCGGUUUCGCUGGAGGAACGGCUAGCUCUCACCAAGAACAUGGAUGGCUGUGAUCAGUCCUGUGGAGGACAAAUAACCACGACGGCCACCAUCAACGAUAACGGUGGUGGAACCACGAGUGGAAAUGGUGGGAAUAACCUGUACCAUCACGGCAACGGAAUGGCAAUCGAUAACGCCAACAGCAACAACAACGCCCCGCUAGUGAUCGUGAACAAAUCAUCAAGCAAUUGCAAGAUUAAUGGCACUUGAUCGGCCAAGCUGCAUGUUUCCUGGAAAAAGCAACGACCGGGAAGCGAAACGAACACUGCAGGAAUGCAAUUGAAUUAAUGGCUGUUAGCGGUCGUUCCGGCUGGGAUUAAUUAAACGAGAAGAUUGACGGACUUACACUGAAAUCCACGGCAUGAGUGCUGAUACUCGGUUUGAAUUGAUUGUACAGUUCAAUAGACAGACCUUUCCAGGUGUUUUUUUUUUAAUUUACUCUGUUUGGUUUUUUUCUCUACUUUACCUUUCCAUUGAGCUGAAAAUCCUGCGCAACUUUUUUACACUAUAUGAGAAUGAGUCUCAACAAAGAAACAAAAAUAAAAAAUAGAAAAAAUAAAGAGUAAAUAAAGAAUAAAAAUUAACACCUCCUCAAAUGAUCCAGAUGAAUUAACCGGGGUUACCCGACAAAUAUUAGUCAGCUUGAUUAUGUAAACAUCUUUUCAGUAUCAAAAACUUACGUUGUGUAUGAUAAAUUCCCAAUACAAACUUAUCACCAUACAUUAAUUUUUAAUUAUAUUAGCCAGUCAAUUAAACAUCGCUAAUGAGCUAACUAGCUAUGUAUUAUUGCAUACCUUCAGUGUAACAAGCAAAAGAAAAACAGAGACGUGAAAUUUCAAAAAUUAUUUCACGUGACUCAAUAGAGAAAGCACCACAAAUUCCUUAUAACUGUCUUCUGCAAGAUGGUAUUAUUACGUCUCCUUAGUGGGCGAACUGAACAGGCACCUGAAGAAUGGGAAAUAAUACCCAUUCAUAGUCCCACCAGGGAGAAUAACUGUGAAUUCAAACGCAAGUAAAACCUAAAAAAUAAUGCAUCCGGUGUUGACCUGCAGAAUAAAAAGUAGAGCUAAGAAGUGAACAAAAAUCUCAGGAAAAUGUUUCCAUUUUCCAUCACGGUUGAAUCACUAGACUAAAAAGAAGCCAACUGCUGCUCGCAAACUAUGUAACAUUUUGUACAACUGAAUAAACACACAUAAAAAGCAGCUGUAAAUAGUGUACAGAUAUUUUUCUCUCUCACGUCACAAAUAUGUUAGAAGAAAGUAAAAAAAAAGAAGGAUUAGCGUAAGAAUUCUGCUUCCACAUUUCUCCCUCCAGAAUCAGAGUACUAUAGUAGAUUGUAAUACUUCUACAAUACGUAUGUGUACAUUUUACCAAGCGCAAACGCCUCCUCGAAGCGAAAACACCACCACAGUCUGUAAAUAUCAGUGUGUCGAACGUGUAGGGUACGCUAGCUAUUCGAAAUUCUAUAAACUGUAACAAGCAAGUAAAAAGCUAAUGAGAAAAUGAUGAGCUUUACCGACAAAAAAAAAACAUUGUAUGUGUAUUGAAUGACUUGAUCACACGAACAAAGAGAACCAACUUGUUACAAUUAUGUUGAAGAUUUAUUCGAUCGUUGUGUGAAGAAGAAAAUCAGUUACGACGUUGAACUGAAGCAAAUUGAAUUCAAAUUCAUAUUUACAGCGAAUUGAAAUAUUUUCUCUCAAAUAUAGUAAGACAAAUAUACUUUUUGUGACACUUCUAUGAUCUGUUUAUUAAAUAUCAAUUUGUGAAAAA
Wyeomyia smithii (pitcher-plant mosquito) is the source of this 5439-nucleotide messenger RNA. RefSeq names its product orexin receptor type 2-like. The transcript is spliced from 12 exons. Gene Ontology annotation, biological process: G protein-coupled receptor signaling pathway; feeding behavior. Gene Ontology annotation, molecular function: orexin receptor activity. NCBI's taxonomy places the organism in Eukaryota, Metazoa, Arthropoda, Insecta, Diptera, Culicidae. Bases 1747 to 3876 code for a protein of 709 amino acids. Gene Ontology annotation, cellular component: membrane. The record is from RefSeq and is a predicted model, not a curated record.